Molecule: messenger RNA, 327 nt
Organism: Echinococcus granulosus
Lineage: Eukaryota; Metazoa; Platyhelminthes; Cestoda; Cyclophyllidea; Taeniidae
Exons: 3
Coding region: 1-327 (108 amino acids)
Source: RefSeq, a predicted model, not a curated record
AUGCAAAUCCAUCUCCAUACUCCGUUAUUCAAGUCAAUUCAGUUUCCACUUCUCUCUUUACUCGAAAUGGACCAAAUAGAAUUACAUUGGGAUCAACCGGACUUUGGUGCAUUGCACAGAUUGUACUUUGUCGGUUGUUCUGAUUACAAGCAGAAAAUCCAGUUUUCCAUAAAGACUGAUUUUGCAAGUUUUAAAUGCAAUCAUUAUACUGCUCAUACAGGGUCGCAUUUAUGCGUCCACACAACUGCUUCUGUUGAAUUCUCUGGAAAGCCAACAUUUAGUCUUCAUCAAACACCAGUCCACUUAAACGCAGAAUGCGAUGAAUAG